CAAAAUUAAUCGACCAAGCCUAUACCCGAGUACCCGACUAUUCCACUCAAGCAAACCUGCGACCAGCUAACUGGCGGAAAUUUGGAAGCAGCAAGACUGCGAAGCACGAAGGUCGAAGAGGGAGUAGCGGAGUUGCGGCGGAGACACGAACACCAGCCGAACUGCGUCCACCAGCUGCGACGCCUCCAGCCGUCCACGCUCCAGGGCCCUGCGUCAGCCGUCUUCCCUCUCCUGCUCUCCGAGUGACCGAAUCCGACUCUCUCCUUUGCGGCUGCCUCCAGCUCCAGGUGGCGAACAAGAGCUUCCGGAUAUGGAAUUGGUGCAUGUCGCUGGUGAAACAGUGCUCAAACAUGCUCCAAUUCAAAGUCAUUCACGCCAUAUUCAUCACCAAUGGUCUCCACCACAACACCUACGCCGUCAGCAAACUCUUGGAGUUCUGUGCACUCUCUGGUUCCGGUGACCUCUCGUAUGCUUCUCAACUUUUUUCCCAAGUUCAAUCACCCAACAUCUUCAUCUACAACACACUCAUUAGGGCAUACUCUAGCAGCUCCAAACCUCAUUUCGCUAUGCACUACUUCACUACUUUGCUACAUGACAAUGAAACUCUCUUGCCUGAUAACUAUACCUUUCCUUUUGUUCUCAUUGCGUGCACAAAUGGGCUUCUUUUGUCUGAAGGCAAGAAAACACAUUGUUGGGUAGUCAAGAAUUCCAUGUCAUUCUCUGAUUUUCAUGUGCAGACCGCGUUGAUCAGGUUCUAUGCUGGUUGCAAAGUGUUGGAUGAUGCACAGAGAGUGUUUAAUGAUAUUCCGAUAAUAGAUGUUGUUCAAGCCAAUGUUCUUAUGAGUGGGUAUGUACGAAAUGGUUUGGCCUCGGAGGCGCUCAGCGUAUUUCAAAGCAUGUCUGCACGUGGAAUUGAGCCUGAUGAGUUUUGUGUGACUUCUGGCCUUGCUGCAUGUUCCCAUUUAGGGGCUAUUGAGAAAGGGGAAUGGAUCCAUCGGUAUGUCAAGAACAAGAACUGGUUGGAGUCUGAUGUGUUUCUCGGAACUGCACUUGUUGAUAUGUAUGCCAAGUGUGGGUGCAUCAACACGGCUGUAGAAGUGUUCGAGGUCAUGCCUAAAAGGACUACACAUUCAUGGGCAGCAAUGAUUAGAGGGUUUGGGGUACAUGGCUUUCCCGAGAAGGCAAUUGAUUGUCUUGAUAGAAUGCAAAAGGAAGAUGGGCUUUGGCCUGAUAGUGUUGUCCUUCUGGGUGUCUUAGCGGCUUGCACACAUUCAGGACUAGAAAAAGAAGGCCAGCUUUUGUUAGGUAACAUGGAAUCCCUAUAUGGCGUUAUUCCUCAACAUGAGCAUUUCAGUUGUAUGGUGGACUUGCUCUGUAGGGCAGGCAAACUUGACGAGGCCAUUAACCUUAUCCGGAUGAUGCCUAUGAAACCUCUUGCCUCUGUUUGGGGAGCACUUCUGAGUGGUUGCCGAAUUCAUAAUAAUAAUGUUACCCUUGCGGAGCUGGCUGUGAAGGAGCUAUUAUUGUUAGAAGAAGGGAAUGGUGCUGAAGAAGACAGCGCUUAUGUUCAGUUAUCCAACAUAUAUCUCGCUGCACAUCAAUCGGAUGCUGCCCGUAAGAUCAGAAGGAUGAUUGGUGAUAAAGGUCUCAAGAAAGCACCAGGAACCAGUGUGAUCGAGGUAGCUGGGGAAGUUAAUGAAUUUGUUUCAGGAGAUGUGUCACAUCCAUAUUUAUCUCAGAUCCAUUCAGUGCUUGAUUUGAUGUCUCCGAGGAAACAUUCAAUAGAUGAGAUCAGGGUCAAUGAAUGGUGACCUUCUCACAAAACUACGUCUCUAUUGCCUGCAAUAGCCAGUGAGCAUGUUGAAAUUCAUCUGCAAUUUGUGGGAUAACAGUCCAUUCAAGCUGAAGCAUUGACCUGGUCCCUAGCAAUCAGCUGACAUUGGAAUGGUGACAUCAAAGGCAUUGGAUUCUGAUUCAAGAAAGGUUAAGAUAGUCACUUAUCGUACAUAUCCAUUUGGAAACCUUGUGAAGGCUGAAAGUAGAGGAGAUCGAGAGCCAGGGGUAAGGAAUUACAAUGUUGUCAUAAAAUUGACGAGGAUCUCUGAUCCUGCACAAAUGACAAAAACACACUAUGUUGAUCUGGUAUGCCAUCCGUGCUUACUUUCACAUAUUAUGUAAUACUACCUCCGUCCCAUUUUAUGUGUCUUUUUUGCUUUUGGCACAUUUUUUAAUAAAGUGGUUGAAAAGGUAAAAGUUGUGGUUGAGAUUCGAGUAUAGUAAAGUGAAAUGUUAUGAACCACAUAUUUCUUUCCAAAAAGGGAAAGAUGACACUUAUUUUGGGACAACCCAAAAAGGAAAGUAAGACAGGUAAAAUGGGACGGAGGGAGUAUUUUAGUAUUCUGCACCAUUUUCUUACAUGUCAUUUUUUUUUUAAAUUUGAAAUUAUCUGAUAGAUAGUUUGCUAUGGAUGAUUAUGAUGUAAGAAAAUCAAUAAAUGAUUAUGUACCGUCGAUUGUGCCCCGCUUAAUUUUUUUUUCUAGUUCCGCCACUGGCCGAGUACCAACUACCAAGCAAGUGAUAUGGGGCUGCUUAUAGAAAACAUACAGGUUGAAGCACUUGGCAUUGCUCGAAAAGUGACCAUAACGAAGGACUCAACAACCAUCAUAGCUGAUGCUGCUUCAAAGGAUGAGAUGCAGUCAAGGAUAGCUCAGCUAAAAAAUGAACUGCUUGAAAUAGAUUCGGUAUAUGACUCUGAGAAGCUCGCUGGGAGGAUUGCCAAACUCUCAGGCGGCGUUGAUGUAAUAAAAGUUGGUGCAGCAACAGAGACUGAGCUUGAGGACCGGAAGCUCCGUAUUGAGGAUGCUAAAAAUGCUACUUUUGCAGCUAUUGAGGGGAGGUGCUGCCCUUGUUCACCUCUCAUCUCAUGUUCCCGCAAUUAAGAAGAAGUUUGAGGAUGCUGAGGAGAAAUUAGGCGCUGAGAUUGUGCAACAGGCACUCUUGGCGCCAGCAUCUUUGAUAGCCCAAAAUGCUGGGAUUGAGGGUGAGGUGGUGGUGGAGAAGCUGAAGGACAGCGAGUGGGAAAUGGGAUACAACGCAAUGACGGACAAGUAUGAGAACCUGGUCAUGGUGGAAGCAGGGGUCAUUGAUCUGGCCAAGGUCACCAGGUGUGCUCUGCAGAAUGCUGCUUCCGUCGCCCUCUGUUGGAGCUCCUCAGGGGCUUACCUUCUAAUUAUGAAUAGAAUCAUUCAUCAUUUAUAGCAGCCGAGCAUGUCUCAUGCUGUAGGAAUUUUUGUGCACUUUGUGGGAUUUACUUUACACACUCAUCAUUGUGAGCUGAAGUAGAAGGAAAACCCUCCUGAGAGUUCACGGAUUUCAUGUUUUAAGGCUUUCUAGACUGCAGAAAUGAUUGGUAAUAAAUUGCUUACUGUGAUGUU
This is a messenger RNA of Cuscuta epithymum, 3434 nucleotides long. NCBI's taxonomy places the organism in Eukaryota, Viridiplantae, Streptophyta, Magnoliopsida, Solanales, Convolvulaceae. The record is from the annotation of a GenBank genome assembly.